GGUCCCGGUUUGUCGUGCCUCGAAACAGCACUGGUAAUUGAAGCACUUGCAUAUGGUUGUACGGGUAUCCAGCUUGCCAUCAUGGGUCCAUCACUAGCGGUUGCGCCUAUCCUUAUUUCAGGGAACGAAGAGCAAAAGAAGAAAUAUCUGGGAAUGCUUACUGCUGAGCCAAUCAUUGCAGCUUACUGUGUAACGGAGCCGGGUGCCGGAUCGGAUGUAUCAGGAGUGAAAAUGAAAGCUGAGAAAAAAGGAGAUUCAUAUUUACUGAAUGGUACCAAGGCGUGGAUAACAGGGGGUGGUCCAGCGCAGUGGUUUUUCGUUUUAGCAAGGACAGAGCCGGAUCCAAAAGUACCUCCUGGGAAAGCAUUCACUGCUUUUGUUGUUGAUGGUGAUACGAAAGGAAUUACACGCGGUAAAAAGGUAACCAUUUAUACUUUGAAGUUCUAA
Gongylonema pulchrum is the source of this 447-nucleotide messenger RNA. The record is from the annotation of a GenBank genome assembly. Lineage: Eukaryota; Metazoa; Nematoda; Chromadorea; Rhabditida; Gongylonematidae.